Molecule: messenger RNA, 4076 nt
Organism: Leptopilina heterotoma
Lineage: Eukaryota; Metazoa; Arthropoda; Insecta; Hymenoptera; Figitidae
Product: FHIP family protein GK23746
Exons: 12
Coding region: 449-3502 (1017 amino acids)
Source: RefSeq, a predicted model, not a curated record
CGUAGAACUGGAGAUCAUCACAAAAUGAUUAAUUUUGCUAUAGUGUUUGACUUUACGGACUUUACAUACUUGAUAUAUUCAGGAAAAAGUGAAAAUUGCGUCAAUGUGUUGCUAUUCACUGUUUUUCAAACGAGAUAACAAAGUAACGAGUGCAUGGACUGAAUAAAUACGAGAUCAUUAUAUUCCAUAUCUUCCUUCUUUUUUGCAUAGUUAUCUGUAUAGUUUUUGAGACAGCUUGAAAGAUAAUUCUUUUUUCAUUAUUACAGAGGAAAAGUGAAGUGACAAUGAGAAAAAAACAAAGUUGAUUUUUAUUGACAAUAAUUAUGUGCGCGUUGUGAAUGGUGUAUACAUAUAUUUAUUAUUAAUUCAUCAAUAUCUACAACAAAGGUUAUGUUGGUGUUGGAAAUAUUUUUGAGAAAAAAAAAGUGGCUAACUUAAAUAGAAGAAGAUGAGUUGGUUACGAGGAAGUCCACUUGGGACAAAUUUCGGUAAACAACGAUCAAGAGAUUCACCACCUAAGGAUGCUGAUCCAACGGCAUGUUAUGACAGCUUUAAAAAACAUUGGCAGCAGAGCUACGAAAUUAUUUCCAGCACUCAGCCUCCAAAGGGAUUUCCAAAGCAGGACGACGUCCUGGGUGUGGUGAAUCAUGUUGAUCAGAUGGUGACUCUUCUCUUGUUGGAACUUCGAAAUUCCACGGUGCCUAAUCACCGGAACACGGCAUCGCCUACGCACUCUCCAUGCUUAGAGUACUUACUCAGUGAAAAUUUACUUGAUAAACUCUUCGACUGGAGUUUAUACACAGGAAAAUUUAAUAAUGCUGUUCGUUUGGAGCAAUUGAAAUUGUAUGAACUUUUGGUCUCUUAUAAUAGUGCACUCUUAGCGCACGAACCGGUGGCAAGACCAUUGUUACGAUUAUUGGAACAAUGCUCCAAUGAUGUUAUGCCUUUUGAAGUCGAAAAGAAGCUCGUGAUUUUACUUAAUCAACUUUGUGUUGCUCUAAUGCAAAAUCUUGCACUUCUGGAUCUUUUCUUUCAUCCAAAAGCAAAUGAGAAAAAUAAGUUUCUUAUAUUUACACUUUUAAUACCGCAUAUUCAUCGUGAAGGAGGAGUUGGCCAACAAGCGAGAGAUGCGAUGCUACUUUGUAUGUCAUUAUCGAGAAAAAAUGAUGAAGUUGGCAGUUACAUUGCCGAUACGUCCACUGGAGUUUGUUCAGUGUUGGCGAUGGUGAUAAAUGCUCUUUAUUCAGACUUGCCGAAAAAAUUAGACAUCGAAACAGAUGAUUGGCAUCGUUUGACACCCGACGAUAUCAACGAUAUGCCAGCUCUCACGCAAUUAAUAAAUUAUCUCGAAUUCUGUAAUGCAGUGGCACAAGUUGCCCACCCAUUAGUGCAAAAACAAGUUCUCGACUUUUUGUACAAUGGAUUUUUAGUUCCGGUUAUGGGAUAUGCUCUUUUACAGGAUUCUCUUCACUUGACUAUAGAUCAGCUUGAUGCACCGCAAAACAGGUCUUCGGUGGAGGAUCUUCUUGCAGCGACUGCAUAUUUCGAUUUAUUUCUACGCUCAGUUACCGAACCCGGAUUGUUACGUUCAUUCGUUCGAUUUUUAUUGGAAGACAAUUUUGACGAUUGCCGUAUUCUUGACAGCUUAAUCCAAAGAAUAUCGUCUAAGUCUCGGCUCUGUAUAGUGACACUCGCACUUUUUGAGACGCUAAUAAAUUUGAAUUGCGAAGACGUGAUGCUGGAAUUAUGUCUCGCUGCAUUAACACCAUGCAGUCAUGUAAUGCUGUCACAACGACGAAGGUUACGCGAUGUCGAUCCAUUUGCACGCGCUGCCGAUAAAUUUCUCUCACUCGCGCCAAAAUGUUGUCAACCAUUUGCCAUUGUUUCAACGCCGCCAAAUUCCUUGCCACCAGUGCCUUCAUCAGUUAGAAGAAAAAAUUCCCAACAAACAAUAAAUGAUAAUGUCAAUAAAUCAUUACCACCAAUAACAACAACAGCAACAACAACAACAAGUAAUUACAGUUCACGUACAACUGAAAGUCUCUAUGGGAAUUAUCAUGCAUAUCUUUGUGAUGCGCGACAAAAAAUUACCUCUUGCCAAAUUGCCUGCACAAAUUGGACGAGUCUCUACGAUGGAGAAUCACCGCCACAUGACAGUAGUAAUACGAGUAGUGUCACGACACUUGCCGACGAUAAUGUCAAUAGUAAUAGUAGUCAUAAUAAUAAUAAUAUUAUUAUUGUUAAUAAUGAUGCAUGUUUAAUGGAUGUGGAAAGUAGGACGGAAAUUAGUGAGGAUGUCACUGAUAAUUCUCAGAUGCAAAAUAUUCUCGAUAAUAUUCAAUCACUAUUGGAGGUGAGUGGCGAUAGUGAGGGGAAUUUUUUAGAGUCGACGAAAAUUAUCUCCAGGGAAAAUCAAGAGAAAUUGGAUGCCGAUAUCGCUGAAUUAUUGAGUGAGGAAAUUACCGGCGUCACUAUUGAGGAGAACUUGGAUAAAAAAGGUUCCGACAGCGGAAUUGACGAGUCAAAUACGGCGAUGAAUUCCCUGUUAUCGAUUGGCGAGAGCAGUGGAUAUGAGAGUUUUGCUUUUAAAGGAUCAGCGGAAUCGACGCCUGACAAUGAAUCAAAUGAAGAUCGUAUUAGUGAGCACGAGGAGACAAUAAUUGAAACGUGUAGCGAGGCGAGUGUACAAAUUCAUGGUCUCAGGGAGUCUUAUGAAACGAUAUCGUCGAGUAGAGAAACAUUGAAUAAGGAGCAUUCAUUUCGUCGAACAAUUAUUAAUGGUCAACCGAGUGUGGGCAUUUUUCUUGAUGUUCUACUGAGAAAAUUGGAAUGCAUGAUGUCGAAUAAUGUCUAUGUUAAUUUACAUCUCACGGGACUUAUCAGUAGGCUCGCUAUUUAUCCCCAACCAUUGCUCCAAUCGUUUCUUCUCAAUCAUUCGCUGGUUUUUCAGCCCAGUAUAAGAUCACUUUUUCAGGUGUUGGCCUCGUUGAAACAGAAAAUCGAUCAAUUUUUAUCGAAGCACGAGGAAGUUGAUUUACUUAUUGAACAGGCGAGGAAUUUUCUCAUUGGCCGUGAGGACAAACUUGUGAAUGCGAGAAAAAAUGCUUUAGAAGCUGCCGCUCGAUCUUCAACGACGGAAACGAAGACCACGACAAAUAGUGAGCCAUUCUCGAGAGGUAGUGAACAAAAGAGAGGCGAACUAAAGAGACGGAGUUUAACUUCAUCACUGACGCAAAUGUUCAGAAGAUCGAGUGGAAGUUCUCCAUUUUCCAGUUUAACGAGUCCGCCCUCAAGUAUUUCAGAAAAUCAUCUUGAAAUUGUUCCCGAUGGUUCUGGAUAUCGGUACUACACGAAAACUUCGUGGGAAUCGCCAAGUGAAAUAACGCCCGUGCAAAAUGUCAUUCUUUGUGCAGUUGUUUUGGACGAGUGGCUCAAGGAACUCGCUGCAAUAACACAAGAACACGCAAUCGUCUCCCUCGUAAGUUCGGAAUUGAAAAUUUAAUAUUAUUUUCAAUUUCUAUCUUCCAAGAAAAGAAAAGAAAAAAACAAUUAUAUCACUGUUUGCAAGAAACAAAAACCGAAAAUACGCGAGAAUGCAAAAAAUUUAAUUUUGCAAAAAAAAAUUACCAUUAAAAAUAGAGACGAAAAAAAAAAGAAAAACGUUCGUUUUUUCGUUAAUAUUUUUAUCUUGAUUUGUGAUAAGGGCCAAAAUGUGCUCGACCAAAAGUAUUCACACCAAUUUUACGUGCAAUGAUACUGAUUUUAUUCGAGAAAAACAAAAAGAGAAAUUCUCAUCAUAUCGCAAAGUAAUUUGUUUAAAUCUAAACCCUCUAAUUUUUUUUUAUUAUUGUUAUUAUCGUAGAAUUUUAUUUUACUUUUACGACAUUCAGAAAUCUCAAAUUAUUUAUCGCACUUGGGUUUUUUAAUGCUUCCAAGCUUUGUGAUGUGGGGAGAAUUUUCUUUUUCACCGGCAUUUUUUUUCUUUUCAAUCGAAUUUCUCUUCUUUAAAAAAAAUAUUUCAAUUUUCCUUUUAAAUAUUUAAAAGUUUCUCUUAGGUGCAAAAAAAAUAAUUAUUU